Molecule: messenger RNA, 1689 nt
Organism: Struthio camelus australis
Lineage: Eukaryota; Metazoa; Chordata; Aves; Struthioniformes; Struthionidae
Source: RefSeq, a predicted model, not a curated record
GUUGUCCCAAAGCUGCACUGAUUGCAAUUACUUUCCACAGUUCCUGGACCAAAGAUGUCCAAGUUCUGGGCAGUUUUCCUCCUCUGUGGCCUGCUGACCCCUUCACAAGGACUUCUUGGAAACAUCCCCUUGGUUUCCAGGUUGGAUAAAGAUGUGGUAGAAAAUGCUAUUACAGGGUCACUUACCAAAGGUGACUUUCUCCAAGGGCUCCUGGGCAGUCUCGUUGGCGGGAAUCAGCUCAGCAGUCUCAUUGGUGGCCUCCUUGGCGGAGAUGGCCUCCUUGGCGGAGGUGGCCUCCUUGGCGGAGAUGGCCUCCUUGGCGGUGGCCUCCUUGGCGGAGAUGGUCUUCUUGGCGGAGAUGGUCUUCUUGGCGGUGCCCUUGGCGGAGAUGGUCUUCUUGGUGGAGGUCUUCUUGGCAAGCAAGGUCUGCUGGGUGCAGUGCAAGGGCUCACAGGGCUGAAAAUCGUGAACAUUACCCUUCCCAAAAUCACUCUGCGCUUCCUGCCGGGGAUCGGGCUCCAGCUGAAUCUCUACACCCAGCUCACGAUAGACGGUGGCUCUGCUGCAGGUGGGCUGCUUCGCGUUCAGGUCGAAGCAAACAUAAUGGCAAGAGCUAGGCUGGUUCAGGAUGCAUCGGGGGCGCUGAAGCUGGUCAUCGAGGACUGCAGGACUCUUCUGGGAGACAUCAACAUCCGCGUGGGACCCAAACUGCCAGUUCUGGAUAAAGCUUUAAAAGGUGUCCUUGGUAGCGUCCUGCCUAAACUGCUGUGUCCUGUCGUCGACACUGCGCUUGGCGUUGUGAACACGCUGCUCGGCACUGUCACUUCUGUGCUCCCACUCGGAGCUCUGGGAAAUCUCCAGUACACGCUAGGGUCCCUUCCCAUCGUCGGCAACAAAUCCAUCCAGCUGGAUUUAAACCUCCUUGUCCGGGACGCCGAGGGCAACGUGGUCCACCAGGGCCUGGGACAAGUGGUGCGGAGCACCGGCGCCCCGGUCGUGUCCCUGCAGAACGGGAAGGCGACCGCCCGCGUCGGCGCCUCCAUCGCCGUGCUCGCCCAGCAACCCGGCUCCCCGCCGCAGCCCCUCUUCACCCUCGACGCGGACAUCAAUCUGAAUGUUGCUGCAUCUAUCUCAGGCAACAAACUACAAACCACCUUGGCUGUUGACAGCGUCACCCUGAGACUGGCAGGUUCGAGAAUUGGCAAUAUCAAUGUCUCCCUUCUUGAAAGAUGGGUGAAGGACGUCCUUGAGGCCGCUUAUCUACCUGCGAUUAACAACGCUGUCAGAGUGGGGAUCCCUCUGCCUAACCUCUUCAACGCGAACUUCGAGGGUGCUGAUGUUGAUGUCGUUGAUAAUGCUUUCAUGAUCUCUCAGACCCGCAGAACGUCCUAAAAAGAGCCUGUUUCAGAGGAACCUCCACCCUGCUCCUUGGAUGAGGCAGAGAAUUCACUGCAAAGAAUCUCGGCUGUCUUUAUUUUCUCUUGGGUGUUGUCCUGUGUUAGCACCAUGGCCUGAGGGAGAAGGUGAUUCAGUUUCUGGUCAACGAGCUCUGUUGUAGACUAGCAGUGGGGUUUGGAAAAGUUGCUUAGCAGAUUCAGAUCUAAGAGGGGGGAUUUUCUGUGGCCUCUUUUAACUUGGUAAGUUUGGAGCCCGAGCUCAUUUUUAGAUAUAAAGGAUGUUGCUCUUGAA